Molecule: messenger RNA, 621 nt
Organism: Microthlaspi erraticum
Lineage: Eukaryota; Viridiplantae; Streptophyta; Magnoliopsida; Brassicales; Brassicaceae
Source: the annotation of a GenBank genome assembly
AUGAAUUCUUCUUCCAUCAUCACGUUUGCUCUUCUCUCUCUUCUUCUGGCACUAAACCCAAAUCCGUCAUUAGCGUCAGGACGCAACGACACAGACGACGAUACAGCCGCGAGUACCGUAACGCGGUACAGCAGAUACGUUAAAAACGCGUGCAGCAUAACGCAGUACCAAAGGCUAUGCGUCCGAACGCUAUGGCCGUUUGCAAUCGUCGCUAAAGACAACACGAGCAAGUGGGCCCGAGCUAGCGUCGCGGUGACCAUAACCGACACCAAACAGAUCCUAAGACUACUGCUCAAAUCGCGGCGUUCAGCGGUUGGGAAACGCGAGCGAGUCGCGCUUUCGGAUUGCCGAGAGCUGUUCGUGGACUCCCUCGACAGUCUAUACAAGUCGCUCGCCGUUCUCCGGAAACUGGACGCCGAUGACUUUCAGGAGCAGAUGAGCGAUCUCGCCACGUGGCUAAGCGCUUCUCUCACGGAUGAGGACACGUGUCUCGAUGGAUUUGAAGAGGCGUCGCUUAGAUCAUCGACGGUCAGGAAGAUCCGGAGGAAGGCCACCAAGUGUAUGCACUUAUCCAGCAAUGCUCUCGCUCUCCUUAACAAGCUCGCUUAUGAUGGCUUGUAA